UUCUGACAGUUCUCGUUGCAUUGUGUGGAAGGCUUUUGUUGUUUCUCCGCUCUCGAGUUAGUUCGUCACAUUUUUGACAGCUCGUUGGCUUUUAGUGACUAAAGUGUAUAAAUUUUCAAACCGAUUUAACGCAGUCUAAAACUGGUGCAAUUUGUGUUAAAUAUGAGCAGAUAUAGCAACGAGGCCAUUUGAAAUUGGUGAAAUUGUUUCUGGAAUCGUUUGCUCCAUAAAUUAAUAAAAUUAAGACGUUGAAAAGUGGUGUGAAAACUCCACUCGGAAGGGGUCGAUUGGCAGUCGUGGGGAAGAGUCAGUGAGGAAGAAAAAACUCAGCAAGCCUAGAAUUUCGACUUGUUGUUGCUUGGCAAACACCAUUUUCAAUAAGAGACGGUUACUUUGUUAGUUCCUCCGGCGGAAUACGGAAUACAACCUUUCUUGGGAAGCGGAGUCCUUAAAAAGCCAUCAAAAUUGAGGAAAUCGAGGAAAUUGUGGAGACCGAGGAGGUCAUCCUCUCUCCCGAUGAAAUGCAACACGAAGAAUAUGAAAUCACCUCGGUGCCCAUCGAAACUACGACAGUGCAAAACGUCGUAAAGCGGGCCGACAUACGAGACCUGACCCGGGAGGCGCACUACCAGACCAAAUUGCUGCAGCAGGAAAAUGAAGCUCAAGAACUUAACUUCCAACCGGCUUCUAGUGCCGAGGACACUGAGGGCUCCGACCAGGAACAUACCAUGGGAGAGCAUAAUUUCAGUACCGAGCACGAAGGGGAUCACAUGGACAUGGAAGGCAUCAGUCCAAAUCAGUCAGCAAUUCGCAAACGCCGUGGCAAUCUCCCAAAGCAUUCGGUAAAGAUCCUGAAGCGGUGGCUUUAUGAGCAUAGAUACAACGCAUAUCCGAGCGAUGCGGAGAAAGUCACCCUUUCACAGGAAGCCAACUUGACGGUAUUACAGGUUUGCAACUGGUUCAUCAAUGCACGUCGUCGAAUUCUUCCAGAAAUGAUUAGGCGAGAAGGCCACGAUCCCCUGCAUUACACCAUUUCUCGACGAGGAAAAAAGUUGAACAGUCAGAUGGCUACCAUGCAGGUCCAAAAUCCAAUAACUAUGAGUCCUGCAUCGGAAGUUAUCGUUGGAGCUACGGAGGAGAUUAUCGAAGAAGAAGAGGUAAUCGAAGAAGGCGUUCCCAACAUUAUAACUUCCAGCAUUGGUCAGCAGUACGUUCAGACACCAUCUGGGCUGGUUAAGGUGGAGGAAGACAUCGACUUUGAGGACCACAUUAUUUAUCGCUAUUCGUAUAACAUUCAUUCCUACCGAACCAAAAAACCCAUAUUAAAUCAUGUAAUCAAGAAAAGAAAAUAUUCAAAACGCAAGAAAAUUCAAGCUUUAACCAAAAUUCAAAAGAAACGUUUCAGAUCUGACGAGAGCAAUAUCGAAUACGAAUAUCCAGAAGAAGAGGAGGAAGAAGAGUUGCAGACAGAGCAGACAGAAUGGGAUGGUAUCAUUCGAUAUGCCAAUGACAAAGAUGAGGAAAUUCCCGAAGAGAUCACAGAAGAGGAAGUAAUUGCUUCGGAUAGUCCCGAGUACUUCACGGCUACCCAAACAAAUAUCACCACUCUGCCACAAUUGCCAACCUUGAGCACGGUCAACACAUCAGUGCGGGCAUCCACGACAACGGCAACGCAUAUCGUUACCAACCCAGUUCCCGUUGGAUUGUCCAGGGUACAUGUGGUGUCCUCCUCGGCCAAUACCAGCAACGUAAGUAGCCCGAUCGUGGCGACGGUCAAAUCGGCGGGUGGUGGCACGGUUGUCACGAGUCAGCAAGCCUUGCAAGUUAGCAAAACGACGACGGUAAAGAAAAUCAUCACAACUCCGGUGGUGGAAACGAGCGCCAAAACGAUAACCCCCAUUACGACGUCAACGGGUACUACUGCCGUGCUAACGGCGAUCAACUCGAACAUCAACAAUAAUAACAACAACAACAGCAGUAGCAAUAACAACACCACCCAAGCCAACUCACAGCACACAACGACAGCCGUCAAAGUCAAAGGAGUCAUUCGAGACGACAAAGACCAGUUCAAAUGCCUCUACCUGUUGGUUGAAACGGCAGUAGCAGUCCGCCAGAGAGAAAAAGAACAGGACGAUGUGCACGUUCUCGGCAAUUAAAAGCGACAACCCUUAAAAUAUUAUUUUAUCUCCCUUCCUCCUUUUUUGUCUUCGUCAUCCGUCGUCCGUUUCCUUAAAGUCGAGAAUAUCACAUUCAAUCCCCAUUAUUCCCUCGAGAUCCCUUUCCCUAUUAGAUCUAAACGUAUAAGCAGAGCAAGAUUUGUUAUUUUUUCUAAUGAAACAUAGAAAAACACGAAAAUCCUGAAAAUGAGAAUUUUACUGUAACUUCGUAAGAACAAAUUUAUGCUAGGUGAUAAUAUGAUGUAAAUCUACGUACGCAAAAAUGAGUGCAAACAGAAACUUACACACAAUUCUGCAAGCAAAACACACACAAACACAAAUUUGUAUAUAACUGGACUAUAUACACUUACACUAAUCAUAAGGCGUACGCAGAAUAAUGCAGAAAAAACAUUAUUACGAAGGAUCAGAAAAGCAACUCUACUAUUAAUCGUAACUAUUACUAACUAGUUCAUAAAACAGAAUAGAAAAACACAGAGAGCGAGCGCGUGAUUUCUUCUAUCCGAGCGAAUCGUGUUUGUUUUAAUGCCAAUCACUUUCCAAUUUUACAUUUCUAUUUUAAUUAGUUUACACAUUACUCUCUUAACUACAAACAGAAUCGAUAACGCUAGAAAUUGAAUAAAAUUUGCGAAACAACAUUACAUGCUUCAGGGGUAUUCCAAUUCCAUGCAAGUCGAUCGAUACUCUUACUAUAGUGAAAUUGGUUGAUGGUCUAUUGGCUUGCACAAUACUCCAAAUAUAUGAAAAAGCUCAACGAAAUUCAGAAAGCAAGUCUACCUUUAAACAAAGUCAACGCGUCCCAAUCGCAGUGCUGUGGCACAUCGUUAUUCGAAAAGGAGCAGUCACGAGUGGACGAGAUCAGGAAGUUGACUGUCCUGAAUUUCUUCCACCGCUACCUGUGUUAGUGUUCUAUGUACGUCGAUAAUUAUUAUUUGUGGACCUGGUAAACCAUUUUUUUUAACGUUGAUUUAUAGCGCGUGUAGUCAUUACGGAUCAAGAAACAUGUCAUUCGGGAAGCGAUAAUAGUAAUACUGUAUCAGUUCCCUUUAUUUGUUUCUAUUUUUUUUCAGUUGUUCAAACAAUGUGUAAAGGAUAAUAAGUUUGCAUAUCUCUCUUCAUUCUGCAUUAUUAGCUAGCUAAGCUAUAGAUCACGCAUCUUCCCUUUGCGCAAUAAAUUUAUUUCUAUUACGCAACGCGAUUUGGAAAGUGUGGCUUAUUUGCGGACAAGUCACAACACUAAAAAGGGCCCUCAUAUAGCUGUUCCUUGUACUGUUUAUUUUUUCGCGUUGAAAUGUGCACGUUUGCCCCAUGUGUCUAAUUUUAUUUACUUAUUUAUAGAAUUAUUUGAAACCCGAUAAACAGUGAAUUUUGGUAUCGUUGGAAGAAAAUGGCAAAACUCUCAUAAAAUAAGCACAUUUUAUAAAUAAAUGUAAAAAAGUCUAUUCUAUAGAAAUAAUCAAAAAUUGAAAUAAAAACCCUCACGAAAAAUUUAAA
Armigeres subalbatus is the source of this 3668-nucleotide messenger RNA. Its product is annotated as transcription initiation factor TFIID subunit 1-like. Gene Ontology annotation, molecular function: RNA polymerase II cis-regulatory region sequence-specific DNA binding. The record is from RefSeq and is a predicted model, not a curated record. NCBI's taxonomy places the organism in Eukaryota, Metazoa, Arthropoda, Insecta, Diptera, Culicidae. Bases 522 to 2156 code for a protein of 544 amino acids. The transcript is spliced from 9 exons. Gene Ontology annotation, biological process: regulation of transcription by RNA polymerase II.